AUGGGGAAGCAUGAAUGGCACAUCGAAACUCGCUCUCGUAAGAAGCCUGGUGACUUGGAGAGACAGCUGGCCGCCAUCCAUUUCCCGGUAUCAGGAAGCCUUCACCUUAGGGAAUCCGCUAUAUCGAAUCAUUGCCAACCACUAUGCAAGUCUCUGGACCCAGAUCAACGUUACUGUAUUGGGCCCUCCGCAGAACGAUCCUGGAAGACACUAGUAGGGUCAUCAGUUGAACAUCAUUCAGGCCCAUGUAGGUACUCAGUCACACAAUAUACAACAGCUCCUAACCUCGUAUUAGGGGACUCGCUUUCUGAAUACGGCACUGACCUCGCUCGACGGGAAAUAACCCGGAUUUCCUCCUCUCCAGCAAGAGAUUACCGCCCUUACAACCACCAGCACUGUGCUGAUGAGGAGAUUACCGACCUCAAGAAUGCAAUGACUAUAUUCAAAACAUUAGAGUCAAGGAGCGCCGAUCUCGCCUCUAUCUCAAGGCCAACAUUGUGGCACACUGAUUUGCACAUGGGGAAUAUAUUUGUUUCAGACAAUGAUCCAACAGAGAUCGUUUCGAUCAUUGACUGGCAGUAUAUAGCUAUUGGCCCUCUGUUUCUGCAAGCAAACUGGCCAAGCUUCCUCAAACCCGGAGACGAGUAUAUCUACGGGCCCAUUCAACCACAGCUGCCGCAUGAUUUUGAGGAACUUGGCGAAGCCGAGAAGAGACUUGCGUCUUCAAUACGAGAUGAUGCGAUUAUCUCGAAGUCAUAUGAAUUACAAUCUUUUCUUCAUAGCCAAGACGUAUAUCGAAGCCUGAACCUACCGACUGUUUUCAGGGAACUCUUCGUCCGUUGUGGCGAAUCAAAUUCUGAAGGCACAAUAUGCCUACGGGUUUGCCUUGCUGAACUUUACCAGUCGUGGGCUGCGUUUUCUCUUACUGGAGAAUGCCCAGUAUCUUUCUCUAGCCGUGAGCUUGAGAAAAUCGAAGGUCUAUUUCAAGAGUAUCGGAAUUGGCAUGACGUCCAGGAGUUUGCAAGGAGUUACCUUGAGACAGAUGCAGAUGGUUGGGUAUCCCCAGAGCUCAGCUUUUCCGAAAUACAACAGCGUAAUAGGCAUGCAUUGGAGAGAUAUGUGAAGGAGAUGGCGCACUAUAUGCCUUUGGAAGCUGCUCGAAAAAUGUGGCCCUUUCCAGACGAGUGCUAG
Trichophyton verrucosum HKI 0517 is the source of this 1191-nucleotide messenger RNA. RefSeq lists its product as uncharacterized. The transcript has a single exon. Gene Ontology annotation, cellular component: mitochondrion. Bases 1 to 1191 code for a protein of 396 amino acids. NCBI's taxonomy places the organism in Eukaryota, Fungi, Ascomycota, Eurotiomycetes, Onygenales, Arthrodermataceae. The record is from RefSeq and is a predicted model, not a curated record.